AUGGAUCAAACUACCAAAGCGAAAAAGAUUCGGCCAGUGGAGUUUCCGGAUCUCCCAAACCGAAUGUUUGUUGUUGGAUAUGAGCCUGUGGGGAUUCAGGUAACAGUAUAUCACCCAUCUGACGGGAUUCGUGUUAUUCUCAAUGCUUUUGAAGAAGAGGAAGUUGUAAUGUUGAAUGUGUUAAAUUAUAGUAUAGAUAACAAUACAUAUUACCGGAUGUUUGUUGUUGGACAUGAGCCUGUGGGGAUUCAGGUAACAGCAUAUCACCCAUCUGACGGGAUUCGCGUUAUUCUCAAUGCUUUUGAAGAAGAGGAAGUUGUGUAUCUACGAACCGUUUUUGUAAUUCCGGCGAAUUGCUCUGAGUUGACAUAG
Molecule: messenger RNA, 372 nt
Organism: Arabis nemorensis
Lineage: Eukaryota; Viridiplantae; Streptophyta; Magnoliopsida; Brassicales; Brassicaceae
Source: the annotation of a GenBank genome assembly